CACUAUUAGACCAUGGCGGGCCAGGCUGAGAUGAUCGUCAUGCAGCCCAUGGCAAUGCAGUUGGUCUCAGAAAACUUGACGCGGAUUGCAACUUCCAAUCUGACGCUGGAUAUGCUACAGAGGGAAAUCGUGAAUUUGACAAACGAUGUUAAUGACAUGUUUUUGGUGAUCUGCGCCAUUAUAACCUCAUUCAUGCAAGUUGGUUUUGCCAGUCUUGAAGCAGGCUGUAUCAACUCCAAAAAUGUAACAAAUAUCAUUUUAAAAAAUGUAUUGGACACAUUUAUCUGUGCUAUCUUCUACUGGUUGGUGGGAUACAGUUUGGCCUACACGGAUGGAAACCCCUUCUUUGGAUACUCAGGCUGGGCAGGGGCCUCGGUGUCUUCCUACAGCUUCUGGGUGUUUGAGUUUGUCUUUGCCUCCACAGCCUCUACAAUCCUUUCUGGCGCUGUGGCCGAGAGGUGUUCCUUUGUCACUUACAUGGCCUACAGUUCUAUCAUCUCAGGGUUUGUUUACCCAGUUGCCUCACACUGGGCAUGGGGUGAAGGAGGGUGGCUCAAGACCCUUAACUUCCUAGACUUUGCUGGCUGUGGAGUUGUCCACUCGCUAGGUGGGGUUUGUGCCUUUAUAGCAGCAGUGUUCCUUGGGCCUAGGAUUGGAAGAUUUAAGGACGGCAAAGUUGUAGACAAGCCAGGCCAUUCCAUGUCGAUGGUUGGCCUAGGAGGCCUGUUGUUGAUCUCUGGUUUCAUGGGGUUCAAUGCUGGAGCUCUCGGCCAUAUUAAUGGACGAGGAAAAGCUUUGGGAAAAAUUGUCCAAAACACAGUGCUGGGAGGCAGUGGGGCAGCCGUCACAGUGCUUGUGUUGUGCAGACUUGGACUUGUUGGGGAGAAGAAGUGGGCGUUCGCUAUUACACUCAACGGUGUCAUUGCUGGGAUAGUAGCUGUGUGUGGUGCUGUGGACCAGUAUUCUCCUUUCAUGGCUCUUGUUGUUGGUGCAGGAGGUUGUCUGGCAUUCCUCUUAGUGCGACAUAUUGUCCUUAAACUCCAAGUGGAUGACCCCUUGGAUGCAGUUGGUGUACAUUUUGGAGGAGGAUUUUUUGGACUAAUUGCUGGACCGAUGUUUAUUCCAAAUGGAGUCAUUUUUGGGCUGAAUGACGCAUCCUUGAAGCAACUGGUGGUUAACUUGGCAGGAGGUGGUGCUAUUGUGUUGUGGUCAGCCUGCUGCAGUGUUGUAUUGUUUGGAUCACUGUGGAUAUCUGGCCAACUUAGAGUUUCUGAGGAACAAGAGAUUAGAGGUUUGGAUGCGACCAAGCACAAUGAACCUGCUUAUCCAAUUGAAGGUUGGGCAAUAGAUUAUCCUAUACAGAUCUCCCAAAACAGCCUUCAUAAAAGUGGAAGUUACACCCUCAAUCGUUCCAGUGAAAAUGAAUAUGUAGUGAUUGGACCACAACUAGCACAAUUAAAUAGAUUAGAUCAUAUAUGAAAUUUAAUUUAACUAUAUUAUUUUUAUAAAAUUACCUAC
Macrosteles quadrilineatus (aster leafhopper) is the source of this 1518-nucleotide messenger RNA. Its product is annotated as putative ammonium transporter 1. NCBI's taxonomy places the organism in Eukaryota, Metazoa, Arthropoda, Insecta, Hemiptera, Cicadellidae. Bases 13 to 1479 code for a protein of 488 amino acids. The record is from RefSeq and is a predicted model, not a curated record. The transcript has 12 exons. Gene Ontology annotation, molecular function: ammonium channel activity. Gene Ontology annotation, cellular component: membrane. Gene Ontology annotation, biological process: ammonium homeostasis; ammonium transmembrane transport.